AUGGCUUCCGGUACUGCCUUCACCCUAGGUGGUCUUUUACCUUUUCGAUCACCUGCUCGGGCCAUGCGUGAAUAUGGACUACCAGAGGGUAUCGCCAGAUCGGAACCAGCACAGACAGCCUUUGCCGUCUACGGCAGCCGUGUCUCAGCUUACGGUCUUGCUAUAUGGCUGUUCUAUCUACGUCGCCAAUAUGAUGUUGUCGACACAUUGCUCAGUUUGCUCGUCUGGUGGGGAACAGCUGAUUUAUGGAUAUGUAUGAGAGCUGGUGCACUAAGUACGGGGAUCUGGAGGUUUACUAGCAGUCUGUUGCUUGGAGGUUGGGGGUAUCUGGGAUUGACUGCAAAGGGAGCGUUGUAA
Messenger RNA from Fusarium graminearum PH-1, 357 nucleotides. RefSeq lists its product as uncharacterized. Lineage: Eukaryota; Fungi; Ascomycota; Sordariomycetes; Hypocreales; Nectriaceae. The transcript has 2 exons. The record is from RefSeq and is a predicted model, not a curated record. Bases 1 to 357 code for a protein of 118 amino acids.